Molecule: messenger RNA, 1796 nt
Organism: Solanum pennellii
Lineage: Eukaryota; Viridiplantae; Streptophyta; Magnoliopsida; Solanales; Solanaceae
Product: probable phytol kinase 1, chloroplastic
Exons: 8
Coding region: 168-1157 (329 amino acids)
Biological process (GO): vitamin E biosynthetic process
Cellular component (GO): chloroplast
Molecular function (GO): phytol kinase activity
Source: RefSeq, a predicted model, not a curated record
ACAUUUCGAUCAUUUUCUUAGUUUGCGACUUAUUUUGCCGUUGUCCGAAAAACAUAUGAUAAGCCACAAAAACUAUUUUUUAUCACUGUUUUUCAAUAAAUCUUUGUUAAGUACUUUAUUAUAUACUUAUAUGUGAAGACGAAAUUGAACAAUGUGUAGAUUCUAGAAUGCAAGCUUUUGUGUGUGCUAAAAUGAGCAGACCUUUUGCUACUGCUCCCUUGGUGGUUCCGGUCGCCCACUCUCUUCUUCCUCGUCAUCUCCGCCUCUCAAAUCUGCUGCUUCCAUCUCUCACUGCAACAACCGACACUACUAUAUUUCGCCGACGUUUCUUCUCGCCGUACAAUUUCCGAUCGGUUCCCGGUCCGGUGAUGGCCGGUUUAGGUGGUUUUGAUGUUAUUGGUGAUGGUGGUUCAAUGGUUCAGGAUGCUGGUGCGACGGCUUUGGUUAUCGCCGGCGCUUAUGCUUUUGUCUCCACUUUUGAUCUCUUAUCCGAGCGGAAGCUAAUUGAACAGAACUUGAGCAGAAAGCUGGUCCACAUAUUGUCUGGUCUGCUUUUUAUGGCUUCCUGGCCGAUUUUCAGCGUAUCAGGAUGGGCUCGCUACUUUGCUGCUGUAGUUCCACUUACAAACUGCUUGAGACUUGUGAUUCAUGGCCUAUCUUUGGCUACUGAUGAGGGGCUUAUUAAAUCUGUUACUAGGGAAGGAAAGCCAGAAGAAUUGCUCAGAGGGCCUCUAUAUUAUGUUUUAGUGUUAAUUUUGAGUGCGGUUCUCUUUUGGCGUGAGUCACCAGUUGGAGUAAUUUCAUUAGCAAUGAUGUGUGGUGGUGAUGGAAUCGCUGAUAUUGUUGGAAGAAGGUUUGGGUCCACAAAAUUACCUUAUAAUAAACAGAAAAGCUUGGUUGGUAGCCUCUCCAUGUUUGUUGUCGGUUUCCUGGUAUCCAUUGGGAUGCUGUAUUACUUCUCAGCGUUGGGAUAUUUUCAGUUGGAUUGGGUUUCAACUGUAGAAAGAGUAGCUUUGGUGUCAUUUGUAGCAACUAUGGUGGAGUCUCUCCCUAUUACUGGAAUGGUAGACGAUAACAUUUCUGUUCCUUUGCUUACGAAGACAGAUUGCAAUUUGCCAAACCACCAACUGCAGCAUGAAUUUGGAAAAUCUCGAUAGGAGUAACAGGAGUGAGAUUUCUGACUUUCGCAGUCAUCCAAUAUUCUAAGCAUCUUCAUUGGAGUCAUAUACUAAUAAUAUUCCAGCAGCCAAAGACGAACCCGAAUGGAUAUCAAUGUCAAAACAAUGAGUUUGACGAAAUUGACUGAUGUAAUGGAGCCAUAAUGAUCGGUAUACUCUUCCACAACAUCCAUGGGAGUAGCAAGAGUGAGUUUAUGAAUCCAAAGCAUGAGAGUGAAGAACAAUUUCAAUAGGGGUCUAAAGGUAUCCCUUUGAUGCCCCUUUCCUUGUUCAAAUUGCCCCUCUUUUCCGGUGGCACAAUCACAUGUUCUUCUCCUUCUACUUGUGCUAGUUCUUCUUGAGCUCGUUUGGUCUAAGAAUGGAUGCGGCUUCCCACUUGUCUUGUUGCACAUUCUCACAUCCUUGUUGACUUCUUUCUUGCUUAGCCUUGUCGAAUUGUAAGGCAAUACAUUCCACACUAGGUUUUUCAGUUUUUUUCUGGUUCUAGAUGUUUUAGAAACACUUCAGACAACAUCAAAUUUGAUUCUAUUGUAAUGGGAUGAUACUUAGAAAGGUCUCUAAUUCCAUGGGUUCUAUUGUAACAAGAUGAUACAUAAGAUCCUUCGAAAGGUCCAUCUC